UUUUACCAACUUGAUUUAACCUUGAAUCGUGAUCGCUUCGACUCUUGGGCAGCCUAUGCUCUUCUCAUGGCAGAUUCAAUGAUUCCAUAUUUUUCCAAGGAUUGUCGAGUUUUCUACUCAUAUACUAAUGAGGUGCUGUUUUUAGGAGCAACUGCAUGUCGAUGUUUCAAUGAAGCAAUUCGAUUGAAAAAUAACAAGUUCAAGGUAUGGGCUGAAUAUGGAAAGUGUGCUUAUGACAUUGCGAGUUAUAUUUCUCGAGUAAAGAGAUUUGGACCAGAGAACUUAAAUCGAGAAGAAAUGAAACAACAUCGUAAACGAUUUUACGAGCAGGCUCGAGUUUGCUUUGAAUCGGCAAACAAUAUUGUUGAUGCCGAUAAAAUUUGGCUUAACUAUUAUUACUUGGGAAAAAUCGCUGAAAGAAGCAACAUCUUACAAGCACUUCGAUAUUAUGAAUUAUCUGACCUGCAUUUGGCCUUAACUGGAGCAACUUAUCCUUGUAGACUCGGUUAUUAUAAUUCAUAUUAUACCCGCUAUGAAAUCGAAGCUCUAGAAGUCCAUUAUCGAAUUCAUUCCAGUGUUCUUAAAUACAUCCGACGCAAUAGCGAUAAAUUGUCACCGAAAACAUUAUCACAAAUUAUGGCGUUUUAA
Messenger RNA from Panonychus citri (citrus red mite), 648 nucleotides. RefSeq names its product calcineurin-binding protein cabin-1-like. The transcript is spliced from 2 exons. NCBI's taxonomy places the organism in Eukaryota, Metazoa, Arthropoda, Arachnida, Trombidiformes, Tetranychidae. Gene Ontology annotation, molecular function: nucleosome binding. Gene Ontology annotation, biological process: chromatin organization. The record is from RefSeq and is a predicted model, not a curated record. Bases 67 to 648 code for a protein of 193 amino acids. Gene Ontology annotation, cellular component: nucleus.